This is a messenger RNA of Plutella xylostella (diamondback moth), 1298 nucleotides long. RefSeq names its product putative odorant receptor 92a. Gene Ontology annotation, biological process: detection of chemical stimulus involved in sensory perception of smell; sensory perception of smell. Gene Ontology annotation, molecular function: odorant binding; olfactory receptor activity. The record is from RefSeq and is a predicted model, not a curated record. Gene Ontology annotation, cellular component: plasma membrane. NCBI's taxonomy places the organism in Eukaryota, Metazoa, Arthropoda, Insecta, Lepidoptera, Plutellidae.
CCUAACCUACCACCAUGGCUUCAUUCAGCAACUUCCCGGAAGACCUGAAAGCGCAACUGAAUCUCCCGUUCCGGAUGUUAAAAACGGGGAAUCUCCAUUUUGGGGAGGAGCCCAAGAGUUUUGCCUCCAAGAAUUGGAGAUUCGUCUACAUACUACCGUCGAGUGUGUUGCUCAUCACAAGCACCUCUUACUUUGCGGCCACUAGCAUCGAUGAUCUGAAUGCCUUUGCGUUCAGUGUUGGUUGUGCUACCAUUGGCGUGAUGGGGCUUCUUUCGUUAAUGACUUUGGGGAACCGAAAGGACGAUAUAAAUUUUAUCCUCCAAGAAAUAGCGUUUUUCUGGCCGAAAGAUGAAUAUUUGUCGCAAAAACAAAUCUUGGCAAAGAAAAAGCACUGUGAUAGGCUAAAUAACUGUGCUAAAUUACUCAUUGUGAUGGCGCUGGUGGGCAUGUGGAACUUCAUGCUGCAGCCGCUGUUGGUGACGGCGUCCCGGCGGCUCGUGCUGCGGCAGCGGCCCCGCCUCACCUUUCCCUUCCCCUGCUACUUCCCUUUCGACCCCACCGCCAACUGGGCGCUGUAUCUCGCUACGUAUUUCUACCAGUGCUAUUCUAUGACAAUCCUCAUCAACCUGAUGAUCGGGACCCAACUGUUCAUGGUGACAAUUCUGGCGCAACUCAGCGUUCUGUUCACUUUCCUUGGAGACGCACUGCUGGGCAUCAGACCGACAGACAACAACAUCUAUAACAACAAUAAUAACAAUAUCUCAGUCACGGAGGUAACUGGAGAUGAAAAUGAAGAAUCCAUGUUGAGGCAAAUUCGUGAUAUUGUUAAGAUACAUCAACGGCUAAUUCUAUUAUCAAAUAUUCUAGACAACGUCUUUAACAAAUUAAUAUGCUACAUAGUUAUUUAUGCCACAGCAAGUAUUUGUUUCUUCGGCUUUUUAACAAGGGCGGCGCCGGAGACCAAGAUGAAGCUGUUCUACGGACAGGCUAUAUCGUCGCUCCUGCUGAUGGUGCACUUUAUUUGCUAUUAUGGGCAGUUUCUUAUAGAUUCUAGUUCUAACAUAGCAAUGGCCGCAUAUUCAAAUAAAUGGUACAAGCACGGAACCCACUAUCAACACAACAUUCGCAUGAUCAUACUGAGAUCGCAAAAGCCAAGCUCAGUGACCUCACUGAAAUAUGCACCACUGACCCUCAACAUGUGCAGCACGAUACUGAGUACUUCUUGGUCUUACUGCUCUCUCAUGUACAGUUUUUACUAUGAUAAGAAGUAAAGCAUUUUUACAUUCACAAAUUCUUAC